AUGGACACACAUUAUUUCUGUGGACGUGAUAGUUAUUUAACGCGAUUCACUUACGAUUUCUGCUUGUUAUCGACGAAGACGUACGUUGCACAAUUGAAUUUAAAUGGUCAACUAUAUUUCAAUUAUACAAAUAAAUGUGUGAUGAAAUUAGUCGACGAGAGAUUGACCGAACCGACAAUCUCCGCACGAUUUACAUGUACAGAUUUACAAAAGCUAAUGUUUGAAAACCAUUUACAAUGUUUGCAAAACUAUCCGAACAAACCGAUUGAUUUCUGUACGAUUAUAUGCGAUAAUUUACAAGUAAUUAUUAAUCUAUUUCUGCAUUUAAACCAGCAGACUCCUGAUAUCUAUCGUUUACUAAUCCAAACGGGACGAAACUGUGGUGCGACUAUUCGAGAAUCACCAAUGAUGACAAUUCCUUCGAUAUUAAUGUCGAUUUGUUUAGAUAGAAAAAAUGCACGUUUAAAAGACGAUAUAACGAACGUUAUGCUUAACCGAAGGUAUGAAUUCAAUGACUACGAAUGGAUAUCCGAUUAG
Molecule: messenger RNA, 537 nt
Organism: Adineta ricciae
Lineage: Eukaryota; Metazoa; Rotifera; Eurotatoria; Adinetida; Adinetidae
Source: the annotation of a GenBank genome assembly